UCAGUUGUGGCUGUGUUUGUGUGUGUGUGUGUAUGUGUGCGUUGUACGUGUGAUUCAUAGCGUACAGACGUGCGAGUCUGCCACGUGGUUUGUUUUGUGCAAAAACGUUGUGUGUCUUGAUAACUUGUGCGUUGACACACUGUGCUCUGUUCUGAAUGGUCCGAUCUCAAACGAAAGUGGUAGAAUAGAAGUAGAUCUUCGGCCUUCUAACUCCAACUACGCGUACCUUCUCCUUCCCUUUCGCCCUUCCGUUCCCAACUGUGAAAGAUCGUGGACGUGGAGUUGGUGUGAUCGAAGCAGCGCCCGGUCUUGCAAAACACGCCGAGUCGGAUAAAAAUUGCUCCGAACGCUCAUGCCAUGCGCAGCUCAAUCUCUCAGCUCUUCUCGGCAGCGACAGACCACGAUGCCGGAGGGCGCAACGCACACCAGCUGCAGACGGCAGCAACUCCUACUCAGUGCACUAAUGGCUAUGCAGGACACAGUGGAUCAAUUAAAGAUGUAUCAAAGACAGACUGGAAUUCCCGCCUCGGGGACGGAACAGCGCAGCUCAACGGGACUCUCGGGCGAGGGACGUCCGAAACGGCAGAGACCGACUCAUCAGGGACCGGGGGGAUGCGGGACGCGCUGGAGGGGCCGGGCUCAACGCAGAACGACAUUAUUCACCUCAAGAGACGGGUGGGACUCUUCAGUGGGGUUGCUUUAAUUGUCGGUACCAUGAUUGGGUCCGGAAUUUUCGUGUCGCCAUCUGGUUUACUGGUGAGAACUGGUUCCAUUGGUGUGAGCUUUAUCAUUUGGAUGGCCUGUGGAUUGCUCUCGUUGUUAGGUGCAUUGGCGUACGCUGAGUUAGGCACGAUGAAUACUUCGUCCGGAGCAGAAUGGGCAUACUUUAUGGACGCGUUCGGGGCCUGGCCCGCCUUCCUGUUUUCCUGGGUGUCGACGCUGGUUCUCAAGCCGUCCCAGAUGGCGAUCAUUUGUCUGUCGUUCGCGCAGUACGCCGUCGAGGCGUUCGUGUUCGAGUGCGACCCGCCGCUCGGUGUGGUGAAGAUGGUCGCGAUCCUAGCGAUCGUGAGCAUCCUGUUCGUCAACUGCUACAGCGUGAACCUCGGCAUGGCGGUGCAGAACGUGUUUACGUCGGCAAAGCUGAUCGCCGUGCUGAUCGUGAUCUGUGGCGGUGCGUACAAGCUGUGCCAGGGCAACACGCAACAUCUGCAGAAUGCAUUUAGCGGUGCAACACCGUCGCUGGGUGCGAUUGCGACCGCGUUUUACACCGGUCUGUGGGCGUACGACGGUUGGAACAAUCUCAACUACGUCACGGAGGAGAUCCAAAAUCCGAGCAAGAAUCUUCCACGUUCGAUCAUUAUCGGAAUCCCGCUGGUGACGCUUUGCUACGCACUGAUCAACGUGUCGUACCUGGCGGCCAUGUCCCCGACGGAGAUGAUCGAGUCGGAAGCUGUUGCCGUCACCUUCGGCAAUCGUAUACUGGGCGUUAUGGCGUGGCUAAUGCCGCUGAGCGUCACCAUCAGUACGUUUGGCAGCGCGAACGGAACACUGUUUGCCGCGGGACGGCUCUGUUUUGCUGCCAGCCGCGAAGGACAUCUGUUGGACAUCUUGUCCUACGUGCAUGUUCGUCGGCUCACACCGGCACCGGGGUUGAUUUUUCACUCCCUAAUUGCUGGUGCGAUGGUACUGUACGGCACGAUCGACUCACUGAUCGACUUCUUCAGCUUCACCGCCUGGAUAUUCUACGGUGGCGCAAUGGUGGCCCUCAUCGUGAUGCGCUACACCAAACCGAACUACCCACGACCCUACAAAGUCCCACUUAUCAUUCCAAUUUUGGUUAUGGUCAUUUCCGGCUACCUUGUGGCGGCUCCCAUCAUCGAGAAGCCGCAAAUCGAGUACCUGUACGCAGUGCUGUUCAUACUGGCUGGGUUGAUCUUCUACGUUCCCUUCGUACACUACGGUUACCAUCCAAAGUUCAUGGACAAUGUCACCCUCUUCUUCCAAAUGCUGUUCGAAGUGGUCCCAACGACCUCGAUGGCAAUGUUUGACUAGAAUGGCAACACAUCAAUCUCGCGUAACCAAACUACGACGGAGCCCAUCGGUUCCAGCAGCAAGCAAAUGGCACAAAACAACCGCAACUAGCCGCACCGAAGGAGUGAUGUCCACCGCCAUCCAUCCCAUGUCGUGUUGGCUAAUUUAGUAACAUAUUAGCAUUGUUAGAAGCAGCAACACCGGUAAUAUUGGUGAAGUAGUGUGUAUGUGCUACGUACUUAAUCGUACCCAACAUCCUCCCCCCCCCCCAUCCAUUUAUCCUUAAACGCUUUAAGCCAAAGUGUGCGUGUGUGUGUGUUUAAACUCGCGGUGUAUUGAAACCGCAUUAAAGGAGCAACCGCGUCAGAGCAAUACGGAGAGAUGGUUUGUACGCCAAAUAGCAAUAAUGUAUACAUUACACAUACUACUUCGGUCGAUGUAAGGAUAUAGUAGAAGCGGUGUACGUGAGCGGAGACGUGGACGUGGGACUGAUUUUACGGUGUGAGAGUAAACGCUUGAAGACACUUGACACACUUGGAUUGGCUUUUUUUGUGUGGAGUGUUGAUAAACAGAGUUCAGGGUUUGUCAACCGGGGAAUGGCAUAUUUUACUCACUUUUUAACGCAGUAAGCCACCGUUUGUCCACCGUAGCAGUAGUAGUGGUGAGCUUAGGAAUGCCUACGAAUGGUGGACCUUGGGCGGUUGUCAAGGAGCUCAGCAAGACUUGUAUCGCUAUAGCGACGGAAUAGACGACGAUUGAAGAAGGCGACGACGGUUUGGGGAAGAAGGCCUGCUAACUCACUUAUUUUGCCGUUUGUAUUUACCUACCCAGCUGCACGGAUCAUUCCCGAAUGGUCGUUUUUUGUGUUUUUAUCUCGCUUUUUUCGAUCAUUUUGUUUUACUUUCCACCCGGAAAUUACUCCGCACGUGGGACAGUGAGAAACACGACCAUUUUCUUUUAGCUUCGUUGGCUUAGUGCAGGAGUCAACGAAUGAGAGACGUUUCGAGGGAGUUUGGACCUCUCGCCGCUGUAUCCUUCCGUUCCCAAUUUCCCGGCCAGUACAGCAGGAAGCCGACAGCGAUAGUCGAAAUUCGAAUUCGAUCGGUGCACCAACGGAGCUAUCAUUCCGCGCCGAAGGAUCGAACGACAAACUGUGCGCUUCGUGUAUUGGAAGGCCGUCUGCUCUUCAAUCGUCUCCUUACCGUUUUGUCUGAUUUGUUUGUUUGUUUUAUUCUCUAAUGUUAUAAUCAUCAUACGGCAUACCACGUUUGUUAGGAUGUUUAUGUUAGGAUUUUUCGAACAAAUGACAUUAUAAUUGAGCGCUUAAAACUUAAAAUGGGAUGCGACUACACACAAUCGGGUCGGUCGGUAGGAUGUUUUGAGACUCCAACUUUUGAAUGCUCGGAAUCGAACCAUCGAAACCACGAGAACGAUGGGGGACAAUUGGGAAAGCGGUAGUGAAGAAUACAAAAACACCAACUACGGACUACCGGAUAUGAGAUUGGAUUUUAAUAUUUUAUAUACGAAUCACACACACACACACAGGUGAAACAAUCAUUACUUUAUCAAAAGGUCAAAACAAUGACACAGGGUGUAUGUGUGUGCGAGUGUGGAAGGGAAGCGGAAAUUGUUGGAUGUGUGUUGAUCACGUGGAAGGUCCGAUUGACUAGAAAGAAAACCAUGCAAGUGAUUAGUGUAAUACGGUUUAUUUUGUGUUAAAGCGUAUUGUUUUCUUUUCUGCAGAAUGGAUAAAAUAAAGAGACGUUAUUUAUAUCAUGAA
This is a messenger RNA of Anopheles stephensi (Asian malaria mosquito), 3811 nucleotides long. It is a transcript of the gene sbm, whose product is annotated as b(0,+)-type amino acid transporter 1. Bases 358 to 2052 code for a protein of 564 amino acids. Lineage: Eukaryota; Metazoa; Arthropoda; Insecta; Diptera; Culicidae. Gene Ontology annotation, biological process: amino acid transmembrane transport. Gene Ontology annotation, molecular function: L-amino acid transmembrane transporter activity. The transcript has 11 exons. The record is from RefSeq and is a predicted model, not a curated record. Gene Ontology annotation, cellular component: membrane.